AUGGCAACCCCGGAUGAGACGUCUUCUUUAACCGGAGCAGACACUGGCGCCGACACAUCCGACGAUGAGGUCGUUGAAUCCCUGGUCGCUGGUCGACAGAAACGAAGUACAGCCGGGAGGAACAUGUCGUCUUUACUCGAUGCCGCUGCCGACGAUGAUUUAACGCUUCUGUUUGCCGAAGAUGAGAACGACGACGAGUUUGAUGAGGAAGAAGGAGCCGACGGGGAAUUUGAUGACAUGCGUUUAGAUUCUUCGUCUGAAGACGAGGACGACCAGGGACCGAACGCGGCGGAUGACGACCUGGAAGGGGAGAAAGAGCUGGAAAAACAAGCGAGAGUCGAACGGAAAAAGCGCAAAGCUCAGGAGUCUCUAAGGCUUACGGCUCUGCGGAAGAAAGUGAAGAUUGAUUCACCUUCCUUGUCGAGUACAUCUGCUACUACACCGCGUCCGAAGAAAAAGUCUGAACGGGUCUCGUGGCUACCGACGCCCGAAGAGGGACCGGUUCGAUCGUCUUCCCGUCGCCAAACUAUGCAGAACAAAGAACUUACGCAUGCUAGGCUAAAGGACAGUGAACAAAGACGAAUUAAGCUUAUUGCAAAUAUGGAGGAAGCCGCCAAGAGGAAGCAAAGAUUGAAACCCAAAGUCAUGACACAGGAGGAACGAUUAGCCGAAGCAGCAAAGAUUGAGCGAUUAAAUAGUAAAAGCCUGAAUCGGUGGGAGGAAAUGGAGAAACGAAAGGCUGAGGAACGCAAGGCUAAGCUUGAGGCUCUCCAGAACCGCCGUCUUGAAGGACCUGUUAUGUCGUGGUGGAGUGGGAUUGCCAAGUGGGUUAAUGGGAAAUUGGUGCGUGUGGGCAAUGUCGAAGUUCAACCGAAAUCUGAAGAGAAGGAACCUGAGCGGAAGAAGAAGGCGAAGGAUACGUCGCAGGAGGCGGUCAAGGCGGAAUCUCUCCAUCCGACGAGUUUAAUUCAAGAGAAUACAGCUACGGUUGUUAAUGGGGAAACCGCAUCUGCACUACCAAACAAGAUCAGCACGCAGGCACAACAAAACGUGACAGUGACGAGCCCUCAAGGAUUUCUUGACGGCACCCAUCAGCAUGCGUCUGUACCGACAACACCGGCACCGGAGAAAUCAGAGCCAGAGGUUGAGGCUCUCCCGGAAUCAGCGCGCGUUGAAGGGACUACGAGUGGGAAGACUGCUGAGGGCUCGAAGCUCGAGAAUAAACCAGAGACCAAAGAUAAAGAAAAGUCUGUGGCGGAUGAACCGGCUGUGGACGGCAAAGAGCAGGACACAGGCGAUACCCUAAGCAAAACUGCGCCAGAGGGUAGUUCUACAAUUGCCGAUGAAGCGCCCAAGUCGGAAACAAAGUCAAUACCAAAUGCAUCUGAAGCAGCGGAUUCUACGGCAGCAGAGACAGACAAGCCGGUGGAGACAAAGACUACCACAGAGCCAGCAGAACAAGACACAUCAACUAUCGCACAAACGGAUAGUGUCGACAACCCCGAUAUUGAACCUGCUACGAUACCUGCUACGCCUCUUCAGGAAAAUACUGAACAAGCCGAUGUGUCGAUGCAAGACGUUCCUGGCCCGACCGAAGCCCACCAGCCCACGGCCGUGGCCGAGCCGACAAUAAGCGAGAUUGAAGCUGCAAUGCGGCCCGAACAAGUCGAACAAACGGGCCGAAAUCUACUCGUCCUAGAGAACUUUGACAACGCCACCAUACAAAGCCGCGAGUAUAGUAUAUAUUUCAACGCCAAAAAACCACCUCGUUUGGCUAAAAUAUCACAGCACCUCUGCCCAAUAACAUCACAACUGUCCCGCUACCGUGACCCAGACACGGGCCUCCCCUUUGCAAACGUCGUUGGGUAUCGAGAAAUUCGCAAUCUGACCGAACAAAAGUACGCAUGGAGCGGUAUGCUUGGAUGUUAUGUCGGUAGUGCAACGGUAGCGGCGAAUGGUGUUCCGGAACAGUUUAUUACAGGGGUGAAGCCGGAUAGGAAAGCUGAGUCGACUAUUGAUGUUGAUAAAUGUAGGAGCAACGGUGAAGCUAUGGAGGUGGACGGUUCAUGA
Molecule: messenger RNA, 2070 nt
Organism: Talaromyces stipitatus ATCC 10500
Lineage: Eukaryota; Fungi; Ascomycota; Eurotiomycetes; Eurotiales; Trichocomaceae
Product: signal transducer, putative
Exons: 2
Coding region: 1-2070 (689 amino acids)
Biological process (GO): chromatin remodeling; regulation of DNA-templated transcription
Cellular component (GO): nucleus
Molecular function (GO): ATP-dependent H2AZ histone chaperone activity
Source: RefSeq, a predicted model, not a curated record